Molecule: messenger RNA, 723 nt
Organism: Alnus glutinosa
Lineage: Eukaryota; Viridiplantae; Streptophyta; Magnoliopsida; Fagales; Betulaceae
Product: pathogenesis-related protein 1-like
Exons: 2
Coding region: 147-539 (130 amino acids)
Source: RefSeq, a predicted model, not a curated record
GAAAGCCCUAUAAAUUUCUUAAAUCACUCUUCUUCACAGAAAACCAACCAGAAAUCUAGCUUGUAAAAAACAUUAAGUUUUUGCUGGCCUUUUGCUUCAUUAGUUUUCAUUGUGUCUCCUCCUCCAACGACCACAAAGUCUAUUUCAUGCACGAGCUCAAUCAAGCUCGUGUUGAGGUUGGUGUUCCUCCAUUAAUUUGGAACGUCAGCCUUGAAGCAUAUGCCAGAAAUAAUGCAAAUAAACGGGUAUCGGACUGCAAGUUGGUGUAUUUCCAUGGGCCUUAUGGGGAGUGCAUUGCUAAAUCAUAUGGUGGGGGUAACAGCGCAGACGCUGUUAGGUUGUGGAUCGCCGAGAGAGUAUUCUACAACCAUGAAUCAAAUAAUUACAGUAGUGAGUGUCGGUCCUACACCCAGGUGGUUUGGCGAAACACUAAAUAUCUUGGGUGUGCCACAAUGGUUGGACCUUUGUCACUUGCAGUUUUGAUCCCCCCGGAAAUCAGAAGGGCCAGAGUCCCUACUAGAAGUUGGAUUGGGUUUUGAAUUCGUCUGACUUGCGUGAUGAGUAGGCAGUUGGAGAUCUUGACUCUUCUCUUUUCUGACUCUGGUUGUGUGCCUCUUUUUAUUAGGUUUAGAAUUAGGUAUCUGAACAUAUGUAAAUUUCGGAAUAUUUUUCGGUUCUAUUGCGCCGGUUCUCAGCUAACGGGCUCCACUUCUCGGGCGAUAA